CAUCUGAUUCUUAAUAAUUACUAUACUAUUGGAAAACACAGAAGUCCAGGAAGCAUUUCCAAAUGAUGUCCGCAAUAUUUAAUGGACUAAAGGCCGCACAGAGGCUUCAAACUGCAAACCCAAUGCUAUUCCAGCAUGUGACGAGAAGCAUGGCUGGUUGGAAUAAGGAUUACAAACCUGCUCAGAUUCCAAAAACCGAAAAGGAUUAUGCAGCGGCUGCAAAAAAAUACUACCUACUGCCAGAGGAAUAUCGUCCAUAUGCCGACAACGGUCUAGGCUAUGGUGAUUACCCUGAUUUGGGUAAAGGUUUAGGUAUAGAAUCGAAAGACCCCUACUAUCCAUACGAUUUUCCGGAGCAUAAGCGCAAUCUCCAUGAGACGUUGCAUGCUGACAUUGAUUUAUACGGAGAAGAUCGCUUCUCGCAGGCGGAGAAACCAAGAUUUACAAAUGCUCAAUAUUGGCUGAGCUUUCUAGGUGUAAUGUCUGCUUGCUUUGCUCUUUAUUAUUGGUUGGAAAACUACCGUAUGUACCGCCCGGUGGCUGUAAAGCAAUAUCCAGGAGAUGGCAGAAAACACUAUACAUUCGAAAGUGAAUAAAACGAUUCAGCUGGCUAAUGCAAAUAAAGUACGAAUGCUGUUAAAAACAAUUCCCAUAUGAAUACUUGUAAAUAAAACAAUUUUAUUUAAGCUUCCUAA
Molecule: messenger RNA, 695 nt
Organism: Bactrocera latifrons
Lineage: Eukaryota; Metazoa; Arthropoda; Insecta; Diptera; Tephritidae
Gene: ND-ASHI
Product: NADH dehydrogenase [ubiquinone] 1 beta subcomplex subunit 8, mitochondrial
Exons: 4
Coding region: 63-596 (177 amino acids)
Cellular component (GO): mitochondrion
Source: RefSeq, a predicted model, not a curated record